UAAAACAAAACAGUAACGUCGAUAUAAGUACCGCGUAUGCAGUCGCUUAUUAUUGCAACUAUGUAAAUUCUUAUGUGUUUAAAUAUUUAUUAAUCAGCAUAAAGUUAAAAAAUAGUGUCUAUUAUUAUUGGUCAAAAAAAUAAAUUUUUAUUUUAUUAAUUAAUAAAUGAUUUAAUAUUUAAUUUUAUUCUGAUGUGUAGUGAGAACGUAGUGCAAUACACUCAUAAAUACAUUCUCAUAUGUAUAGUUCAAAUUUAAUCCUUUCACAUAAUAUGUGGAAUAUUAAAAAAUUGAGUUAUUUAUUAAUGAUCGAAAGAAAUAGAUAAUUUUUAAUAAAUAUUAAUUAUUAAUAAACGAUGGGUCGUUUAAUAAUACUUGUAUUAUUAGCUAGCGAAUGUUACUUUGGAGAAUGUAAUAAGCAAGUCAUACCACCUAGUUAUUGUGAAAUUGACUUAGGAGUUCACGCGUUGAAAUUUGACUUUAGAAAACUCUCCGAAGUUAAUGAUGAUUAUAUUCUUAAGCAUGAAAGUACGAAUGAAACGAUCAAAUUUCAACUGUGUAAACCAUUGAAGAAAACUUGCAAUGAAGCCAGUGGCGUAGCAGGAUGUCUUAUUCGAGGGAACGAAGAAAUAAUAUUAGGAAAAGUACCUGAGGUUCAACAUGAAGAUGGAAGAAUUUCAUUUAGCUAUGUCGGAGAAAAAUGUGGAGAUAAAUUUUAUUAUACUUUUAAUGUGAUAAUGAUGUGUGAUUCCCAAGCUGAAUACUCAUAUCCUGAACUCUUUCCUUACGACCAGAAACAGUGCAAUUUUAUUGCUGUUUGGAAAACAAAACUAGCUUGUGGAGUUAAUUUUGAAGCAUCUGAACAUUCAGUUGAUUGUAAAGUGACCGACGAAAAAACCAAAACAUUUUAUGAUUUAGGAAGUUUAAAAAAAACCUCAGAUAAUUAUAUUGUCCAUAUAGAUAAUAAAUCAUCAAUAAUUUUAAAUGUUUGUCAUACAGUCGUAUUUGGAAGUGGAGUAGUUUGUCCAUUCUCAGCAGCAUGUUUGAGAAAUAGUACAAAUUCAAUAACUUAUUCAAGUAUUGGAGAUGUAUCAUCACCAAAAAUUGUAAAUGGUAGCGUUACUUUAACAUAUAGUACUGGUGCGCUUUGUGCAGACAUGACCCACAGUGAUACAACAAUUUCUUUUGUUUGUGAUUUUAAAGCUUACGAAACUCAACCAGCGCUUGGACAAUUGAAAGAUGAUUGUCAUUAUAAUGUUAUAUGGAAAACAAUUGCUGCUUGUGACAAUAAAAAAGCCGAAGAAUACAAACAAAAGACAUCGGCCUCCUGUAAAUUUACGAAUCCAAUCACUAAUUACGAAUAUAACUUAGAUUCAUUAAAAGGAGAAGACUAUAUUGUAAGAUCAGCUAACGAUGAGUACAAAUUCAGUGUGUGUGGACCUUUGUUGACAAAUUUUUGUAAAAAAGGGAACGAUGAUUCGGCUGGCGUUUGUUCAGCGCAUAAUCGAAUAGUCGGUGGAAAAGCCAAUUCUAAAUUAAUUUCAACUGUUGGAGGUUUAUAUCUGAAUUAUACGGAUGGAUCGUCGUGUCAAGGAAAUAGAAGUCGUUUCACAAUAAUUGCGUUUCGUUGUUCACCAGAAGGUUCCGACGCUGUGCCUAUAAUAACUGAAGAAAGUACAUGUCAUUUGGUGAUUCAAUGGAAUACAUCAUUAGCGUGUGAAAAAAAGGUUUCAUCAUCUAACUAUGAGCGAGAGACUAAAAUUAAAGAACCAGUUAUUAAACAAAGUGCAGAUAUAAUAAAUCAAGCAUCCUCUUUUUCAGCAUCGAAAGUUGUUGAGGCAUCGACUGAUGAUGAUAAACAUACCAAAGGAAAUUCUUAUGUUACUGGAAUAGUAAUCGUCUCCAUUUUGGUCGGAAGUAGUAUUUUUUUGGCGGUAUGUUUUUUGAAUGCCAAAGUACAAGAGUGUGUGAAAUCUUGCCUUCGUUGCAGAUUUUUGAAGAAGUCAGAUGUAAGGAUGCGGUAUUCAAAGAUAAGUACAAGCUCCGAAGCAGAUGCAUUACUGGAUGGCCCAGAUACAAUGUGUCAGUCGGAUAGUGAUGACGACUUACUAAGAUUAUAAAUAAUGUACAUACAAUAAACUUUCAGUAAUUUGUAUCAUAUUAAAAAUAAACUCUGUUUAAUAUUUUACUGCUAAA
This is a messenger RNA of Cotesia glomerata, 2196 nucleotides long. RefSeq names its product cation-independent mannose-6-phosphate receptor-like (gene Lerp). Bases 357 to 2120 code for a protein of 587 amino acids. Gene Ontology annotation, molecular function: signaling receptor activity; D-mannose binding. Gene Ontology annotation, biological process: lysosomal transport. Lineage: Eukaryota; Metazoa; Arthropoda; Insecta; Hymenoptera; Braconidae. The transcript is spliced from 11 exons. The record is from RefSeq and is a predicted model, not a curated record.